Molecule: messenger RNA, 935 nt
Organism: Diabrotica virgifera virgifera (western corn rootworm)
Lineage: Eukaryota; Metazoa; Arthropoda; Insecta; Coleoptera; Chrysomelidae
Product: zinc metalloproteinase nas-14-like
Exons: 4
Coding region: 49-900 (283 amino acids)
Biological process (GO): proteolysis
Molecular function (GO): zinc ion binding; metalloendopeptidase activity
Source: RefSeq, a predicted model, not a curated record
AUUGAAUUCUUUAUCUUUUAGUUUAUAUGCAAAUACUUAUUGUGGGAUAUGUCGAAACAUAUAUUGCAUGUGGUAAUACUCGUAGCUUUGGUUUUCGUUGAGGAUAUCGCUAACAAAAGAAUUAAAAAAUCAAGAUCUAAUGUAAACUAUAAGAAUCCAGAAGAAAAUGACGACUAUUUUGAAGGUGACAUCAUAUUGCCACAGGAUUCACUGCGAAAUGGCCGAGUUGGAGAAACGUGGAGAUGGGAUCAAGGAAUCAUUCCAUAUCAAAUUGAUGAAAAUAUUACUGUUACACAAAAGGAAAAGAUUCAUCUAGCAAUUGCCACGUUUCAUAAAUACACAUGUGUCACAUUCAGACCUGCUCAGCCUGAUGAUAAGUAUCGUAUCAACAUUAUACACGAAAAAAAGAAGAUCUGUGCUUCUCCCGUAGGAAGGCAACCUGCUGGAUACCAAAACGUCACUCUAGGCGACAAGUGUCGAUUGGGGAACAUUAUACAUGAAUUUAUGCACGUAAUUGGUUUUUGGCAUGAACAAAGCAGAAAAGACAGAGACGACCACAUCAAUAUUAUACUCGAUAAUAUAAAAGAAGGCAACCAAAGGAAUUUUGAGAAAAAAGAUGAUAUUAAUUUUGGCCAAAUGUAUGAUUAUGAAUCCAUUAUGCACUAUCAUUCGAAAGCGUUUACAAAAAACGAUAAUAUUACAAUAAUUCCAAAGGAUACGUCAUUCAAUAAAAAGAUGGGUCAACGAAUAGGAUUGUCGAAGAUAGAUAUAACUAAAAUAAAUCUAAUGUAUCAUUGUCCUGAAAAAACAAAGGCAAUUAGUGACAGUCCUACAAAAUAUUUUGUCGUAACAAGAAAGGAAUACAGAAAAGGUUUAAACCAUACUAACCAAACUAGUUGAAUUAAUUUUGAUAUUAAAGAUUAAUCAGAAAUUUA